Molecule: messenger RNA, 744 nt
Organism: Ochlerotatus camptorhynchus
Lineage: Eukaryota; Metazoa; Arthropoda; Insecta; Diptera; Culicidae
Product: transmembrane protein 256 homolog
Exons: 3
Coding region: 80-610 (176 amino acids)
Cellular component (GO): membrane
Source: RefSeq, a predicted model, not a curated record
CCAGCCGAAAUUACCCACAAAUUUAUACAAUCCUCAAUUCCAUCGUUACGUCCACGAAGAAAACGGUCCACAACUCGGAAUGGGCGUCAACGAUGCAAUGAACUACGUCCUCUUCAACAACCCUGUUGCCAGCGGAGUCUGGUCGUUUCUGUCGUCCGGGAAUGGUAUGAAAUCGAAGGGUGCUGUCGUCGGUCAACAGGUCGCCAACCAAAGUACAAAAGUGGUGGUAUCGGAGGUGAUGCCGCCGUUGUGGAAGCUGCUGGGUUCCAGUCGGCACAUUCUGAAGCUGGCCGGUCUCAGCGGUGCCACUGCCGUCAUGCUCGGUGCCUACGGAGCCCACCAUCGGUUCAACAUUGCCGACGAGAAGGAACGUGACCCCAGAAGCAUUUUCGAAAUGACCAAUCGGUACCAUUUUCUCCAUUCGCUGGCCCUGCUGGCGGCUCCACUGGCCAGAAAGCCGUAUCUGACUGCCGUUUUGAUGACUUCGGGAAUGGUCCUUUUUUGCGGAACAUGCUACUAUAUCUCCUUUACCAAUGAUCGCCGCGUCAGUCAGCUGACCCCAGUUGGUGGAUUUCUACUAAUCUUUGGAUGGCUUUCUUUCGUAAUCUAAGCUUCUAAGAUCAGUAACUUCAUCCACAAAACAACGCUUGUCUUAACAAACUUAAUGGAACCAUUGCUGUUGUAGAUGUACUAGAAACUAUUAAAAUAAUAAAAUGUCUGUGUUUAAACCAAACCAGCCUCUCA